Messenger RNA from Jaculus jaculus (lesser Egyptian jerboa), 6313 nucleotides. It is a transcript of the gene Fbxo41, whose product is annotated as F-box protein 41. The transcript has 12 exons. Bases 3 to 2627 code for a protein of 874 amino acids. Lineage: Eukaryota; Metazoa; Chordata; Mammalia; Rodentia; Dipodidae. The record is from RefSeq and is a predicted model, not a curated record. Gene Ontology annotation, molecular function: protein binding.
CCAUGGCUUCGCUGGACCUGCCCUACCGCUGCCCGCGCUGCGGCGAGCACAAGCGCUUCCGGAGCCUGUCGUCGCUGCGCGCGCACCUGGAGUACAGCCACACUUACGAGACGCUCUACAUCCUCUCCAAGACCAACAGCAUCUGCGACGGCGCGGCCGCCGCCGCCGCCGCCGCCGCCUCCUCCGGCUUCCCGCUGGCGGCCGAGCCCGCGGCCCUGUUGGCGGUGCCGGGCGCGCGGCGCGAGGUCUUCGAGAGCACGUCCUUCCAGGGCAAGGAGCAGGCGGCCGGGCCUGCGCCCGCCACGCCCCACCUGCUGCACCACCACCAGCACCACCACGCGCCCCUGGCCCACUUCCCGGGGGACCUGGUGCCCGCCGGCCUGCCCUGCGAGGAGUUGGCCGAGCCGGGCCUCGUGCCCGCCGCCGCGCGCUAUGCGCUGCGCGAGAUCGAGAUCCCGCUGGGGGAGCUGUUCGCACGCAAGUCCGUGGCGUCCUCGGCGUGCUCGACGCCGCCUCCCGGGCCCGGCCCUGGCCCCUGCUCUGGGCCGGCCUCCGCCUCCCCCGCGUCCCCUUCGCCGGCCGACGUGGCCUACGAGGAGGGCCUGGCGCGCCUCAAGAUCCGCGCCCUGGAGAAGCUGGAGGUGGACCGGCGGCUGGAGCGGCUGAGCGAGGAAGUGGAGCAGAAGAUCGCGGGCCAGGUGGGCCGGCUGCAGGCCGAGCUGGAGCGCAAGGCGGCGGAGCUGGAGACCGCGAGGCAGGAGAGCGCGAGGCUGGGGCGCGAGAAGGAGGAGCUGGAGGAGCGCGCGUCCGAGCUCUCGCGCCAAGUGGAUGUGAGCGUGGAGCUGCUAGCCUCGCUCAAGCAGGACCUUGUGCACAAGGAACAGGAGUUGAGCCGCAAGCAGCAGGAGGUGGUGCAAAUCGACCAGUUCCUGAAGGAGACAGCAGCGAGGGAGGCCAGCGCCAAGCUGCGGCUACAGCAGUUCAUCGAGGAGCUCCUGGAAAGGGCGGACCGUGCUGAACGCCAGCUGCAGGUUAUCAGCAGCAGCUGUGGCAGCACACCUAGUACCAGCCUGGGCCGUGGAGGUGGGGGCAGUGGCCCUGGGCAUGGGGCCCGGGGCCCAGGCAGAAUGCGAGAACAUCAUGCAGGCCCAGCUGUGCCAAGCACAUACGCCGUGUCACGGCAUGGCUCCUCUCCCAGCACAGGGGCCUCCAGCCGCAUGCCAGCUGCAUCCCAGAGCUCAGGCUGCUAUGACAGUGACAGUCUGGAGCUACCUCGGGCAGAGGAGGGGGCCCCUGAAGACACUGGCUCUGGGGGCUUGAGCUCAAGAGCCCAGGCUACCAAUGGUGGCCCGGAGAGAUCUCAGCCCCCUCGCAGCUCAGGCCUGCGACGUCAGGCCAUCCAGAACUGGCAGCGUCGACCCCGCCGGCACAGCACUGAGGGGGAGGAGGGUGAUGUGUCAGAUGUUGGCUCCCGCACCACUGAGUCAGAGGCUGAGGGCCCCUCGGACGCCCCCCGCCCUGUGCCUGCUAUGGCAGGGCCACUGAACAGCUGCCGGCUCUCGGCCCGCCCUGAGGGAGGCAGUGGACGAGGCCGGCGAGCAGAGAGGGGUAGCCCCUCACGGUCCAAUGAGGUCAUCAGCCCAGAGAUCCUCAAGAUGCGUGCUGCCCUGUUCUGCAUCUUUACCUACCUGGACACCCGCACACUGCUGCAUGCUGCUGAGGUGUGCCGGGACUGGCGCUUUGUGGCCCGCCACCCCGCUGUCUGGACAAGGGUGCUGCUUGAGAAUGCCCGAGUCUGUUCCAAGUUCCUGGCAAUGCUGGCUCAAUGGUGCACCCAGGCCCACUCACUGACACUGCAAAACCUGAAGCCCCGACAGCGGGGAAAGAAGGAAAGCAAGGAGGAGUAUGCCCGGAGCACCCGGGGCUGCCUUGAAGCAGGACUGGAGUCCCUGCUGAAGGCGGCUGGGGGGAACCUGCUGAUCCUGCGCAUCUCACACUGUCCCAACAUCCUCACUGACCGUUCACUCUGGCUGGCCAGCUGUUACUGCCGUGCCCUGCAGGCUGUCACCUAUAGGAGUGCCACAGACCCGGUGGGCCAUGAGGUCAUCUGGGCCCUGGGCGCGGGCUGCAGAGAGAUUGUCUCCCUCCAAGUGGCACCACUACACCCCUGCCAGCAGCCCACACGCUUCAGCAAUCGUUGCCUACAGAUGAUUGGUCGCUGCUGGCCCCACCUGAGGGCCCUGGGUGUUGGAGGUGCUGGCUGUGGUGUGCAGGGCCUGGCAUCACUUGCAAGAAACUGCAUGCGGCUACAGGUCCUGGAGCUGGACCACGUGUCGGAAAUCACCCAGGAGGUGGCGGCUGAGGUCUGCCGGGAAGGCCUGAAGGGACUGGAGAUGCUGGUGCUCACAGCCACCCCUGUCACUCCUAAGGCCCUGCUACAUUUCAACAGCAUCUGCCGUAACCUCAAGUCCAUUGUGGUCCAGAUUGGGAUUGCUGAUUACUUCAAGGAGCCCAGCAGCCCUGAAGCCCAGAAACUGUUUGAGGACAUGGUGACAAAACUCCAGGCCCUGCGGCGGAGACCUGGCUUCUCAAAGAUUCUGCACGUCAAGGUGGAGGGCGGCUGCUAACCCGGGUAGGGGGCGGCAGGGCCCCUGCCAGCCCCACACCAAGGUACUUUUUGGACCCCCAGAGGGGCUCUGGCUUGGACUACACCUUUGGAAGUCUAGUGUUACCCUUCUCCUCCUGGAACAGGAGCAACAGGUGACCAAGGGCACAGCCUCCCCAGGGCAGGGGCUUGGACAAAAGCUCCCCUCCAACCUGCACCCACAUCCAGCUGGAGCAGCCUUCCGGCACAGCCAGCAAGGAGCUAUCACCACCAGCACCUGGUUGUCAUCGCCAGAGGAUCUGUAGUAACUAUCCAGUGACUUGGCUCCUUAGACAGGCUUCUCCUAUCUGAGGCCUACUCCCUGUCAGGGGCCUUAGCAAGACCACAGGCCAGAGGGUGUUGUUCAGGGCAUCUCAGGCAUGGCAAGGAGGGCUCUAUUCCUCCCUCUAUGGGGCACCCUCUUAAGACAGCUCAGCUGUAUUCCAGAUCCCCAUUUUCUAAGGAUGAUCCAGGCAGACCUAGGGACCCAGCAUGUGGUCAGCCAAAGCUGAGGGCAGCUCCAAGGUAUUGAUUUAGAAGGGUUUAAAAAAAAAAUCACCCAAACCUGCCAGGAUUAGGCUACCUCCCCCAACAGGGAAGGGACCUGCAGAGGUAGAUUUACUCAUGCCCACACCCACACCCCAAAGCUGAGUUUGGAACAGUAAGGGAUGCAUUUGUGUACAGGUCACUCCUGGAGGAGGGAGGGAGGCCACCUGCUGUGAGAAGGAAUCUCCUAACCCAAGUGCUUGGACAGGAAUCUGACGGCCUUUGGGUUUCCAAGACCCCUGUCUAGGAGGGUGGGUCCUGGGCUGCCCAAAGGGGCUUGCCUUGCAUCCUCAUCAGUUCACUUGCUUAAGGAUGUGGCCUUGCCAGGGAGCCAGACCGUUGGGCCAAGGGCAAGAAAUGCCCUCACCAGCCCCUUCCCAGGCUCUACCAGUCCUGGGCUGAGACUGCAGUGGGAGCCUUUGGCUCAACUUAAAGCCACAGAACGCUGGUGGCGCAGGCUUCAUUGGUCCUUGCCCAGUUCAGAGGACCAGGUCCUAGCACCAAGGCCCCAAAGACUGAGCUCCCUCUCUCAUUCCUCCUUUCUGGGUCAAGGGUCCUGCCCAACCUCCAUUUGGACAGAUUUUCAAACAUGUAACCUAACUCUUAGGGUUUCUUUUGCUCCUGUACAAGAUAGUUUCUCAGCCCUAAUUAUCACUAGGUCGUGGCUAGAGAUGGGAUCAUUUCCCAGUUUUCUCUAGCUGAUACCACUGGCUUAGGUUACUUCCAGAACUGCACACCUGUAGCUCAGAAGUGCACCCAGUUCUGGGGCUGUCCCAGCUCUUCAGCAUUAUUCUGACUUCUGUGGCUUGUUCUAUCCCCUACCCUUUAAAGGCCUGAAAUGCCAAAGGUGUCACAUCAGCUUCAUGUCCAGUCAUGCUCAAGUCUUGUCUAUGUGACACCGGUGCCCCUGCUCGCCCAGCCCCAGCUCAUUCCACUUCCCCAGUCCUGUCCCCAGAAGUUGCCGGAAACAACAGCACAAUUUUCCUCUCCUUCCGGGGUUCAGAAGGGAGGUGGAGGUGCACUCAGGACCUGUCUGUUUUGCCAGCUGCAUCCUUACAUCCCCAAGGCCAGAGGUGCUGCCCUGUCUCCUGGACAAAGCACAAGGUGCCCUGCCUGCCCUCAGAGAGCCGCCAUUCCUGAGUGCCCUGCCUGCCCUCAGAGAGCCGCCAUUCCUGAACCACAAGCUGUAGGCAUCUUCUCCCUGUGUUUCGCCUACUUGGAUAGCUGGUAUCAGUUAAAGGGUGCACAGCCAGUGGGAUGGGGGCAGGGCCAGGAUUGAUGCUGGGGCUAGACUCCGGCUCUUCCUCAUCCAGAGUCCCUGAACCCCUCUGGUACUAUGAAGACCCCUCUUGCUGAUGCAAGUAGGCCCUCCCAGGGACAAUUUCCAGGAAGCCAGUGAGGUCUCAGCAGGGUUUUCUUGCUCUGAAUAAAUGGGAAAUGUAAACUGCGUAGGCUUAAGCCGUUGCCAAAAGUGAUGUAUCACAGUAUGUCUCUUGUACUCCUGGCUGGCAGCAUUGGGAUCCUGGUCUUCAUGCAUGCUUCAGGAACCAAUACCUUUGUAGCCUUGUUCCUCCAGUACCGCCACCACUUGCUGUUCCUUUGCUCUCUCCCCAUGUAGGGAGCUACACUGCUGGAUGCUUCAUUUACCUCCUGAGCAACCAUGAACCACAGCAAGGGUUAAGGACGACAAGGAACUAGAACAUGGGCUUGGCUUCUUUCAGAUGUUUAAGCCCAGCUUUACCCACCCAAAAGGGAGUCCUUUUUCCUGUCUCAGCCAAUUAAGAUGCCAAAACAGCAUGUGUGAUAAGCCAGAACAGACCCUGCUCCAAAGGCCUCAGGUCUAUGGAGAGUUCCCAUGGGUGACGGCCACUCAGUGUCUACCAUUCCCAGCCUUGCCAUACAGCCUUGCUCUAGUGCCUGGAGAGUUCUGGGAUGUUUGGCCUGAGUACCCCAUGCUUAAUUUAGGCUGCUUUCCCAUGGCACUGGCAAACGUACGCACCUUUACCCAGAAUCUUAGCUUUCCACCCACCAGGGCAGACUGCUACACCUGAAUCAAGCCACUCCUUUUCCUUGUCCUAUGAAAGCAAAAGUUAAGCCAGCUCCUUAUGAAUUGCUUAAAAAGGAAAGGAGAAAGGAGCCUUGCUUCUAAGGCUUGCUGGCUGCUCCAGUAAGGUUUAGCACCAUCCUUUACCUUAGCUACUGCCUAUUCCCUGACUUUCCUCUAACCCUUCAGAACACAGGUGGCAAGUUGCGAAGGCUCCAAUCUCUUUAAGGCACUAAACUGAAGGAGACCUUCCCAGAAUAACUACUGGUGACAAAGGCCUUGUUCCUGGUAAGCUUAGGAGUAUAAGCAGGAGUCAGUGAUUAUUAGGGUAUGGCCAGUGCCCAGGAGUUAACCACAGACAGUGUCUGGUCCAGCCUAUUCUGUCCCUGAAGAGCAUUAACUUCCUCUUGCUUCCUCAUCUAGCCUUGGCCCAGGCCUGCAUCUCUGUAUAUAUUGCUUUUAGUGUGUGUAUGUAUUUACUCCUGGACAAGUGUGUUCAGCUGUGACCCUUGCUGAGGAUAAGGUUAAAAGUUGGGUGAAGAGCCAAACACCAGGCCUCCCUCCCCAACUCACUGGGACCUUAGCCAGUCCCAACUGCCCUGACAAUCAGGCAGGCACCCCACCACGAGGUUACCUCGGGCCUCUGCUGCCAGCACAGCCCCAGGGAGGCUUGGCCUUGGCAGAGGUUUCAUGACUAGUGCCAGAUGGCCUGGCUCAGGACACUGCUGGUGGGACCUCCAGAACUGGCCCCUAGGCCCUGCCUUCCCUGCACAGGCAGGCUGCAACAGGCCUGAGCAGUGCCAAGGAGGCUUCCUCACCCCCACAGACAAGGCAGAGGGGUGGAGAUGAACUUUUGGUUUUACUUUUCUUUAUAAAGUGGUGCCUGUACCUCCAGCCCCCAGGGGGCCUUCCCUGGCCCCACUUCUCUGCCCCACCCAGGCGUUGCCAUCCCAGCACUUUCCUCCAUGUCACCCGGAUGCCCUUUGCUGAAUGUACCUGAGUGUAUGUAUUUAAAAGGACUCAUAUGGGCAUCAGAGAACUGAUGGCUCUGUAUCCAAUAAAAGAUGGUGAAAAUGGUC